Molecule: messenger RNA, 399 nt
Organism: Vittaforma corneae ATCC 50505
Lineage: Eukaryota; Fungi; Microsporidia; Nosematidae
Exons: 1
Coding region: 1-399 (132 amino acids)
Molecular function (GO): zinc ion binding
Source: RefSeq, a predicted model, not a curated record
AUGGAAAAUGCAAUGAAAGAGAGAGCUGCUAUCUUAGAGAAAAUCCUCUCGGAUUUAUUCAAAACAGUAGAGCAACCACCGGAAACCUUACUCAAAAAGAUAAGCAUCCACCAAGCUCUUGCCGCGAUGCCACAGAAAAUAGUUGCUCCAAGGAGCAUCAAGCCAAAUAUCGAUGCAAUAAUAGACAAGUAUGCUUCACAAGUUGAUGUUGUGGGGUUCAAAGAGAAUAUGAUAUGUCCAUUAUCACAGGGCCCAAUUAAGAAUCCAUGGAUGGGUGAAUGUGGACAUGUGUUUGAAGAAGCCUAUAUUAUUGAUUACAUGAAGAAAGACAAGACUCAAUAUUGCCCGAUUCAUGGAUGUGACAAAAGAUUAAUUCGAAGGAAUUUCAAAGUUCUAUAG